GUGGUGCACUCAGAGCCGAGGGAGACCAGGGACCUGAGAGGACAUGUGAAGCUUUCUGCUGUCUGUCUUUGAGGAAGCAGAUUACUGCGUGUCUGAGGAAAGUUUCAGUGCUCCGCUACCCGCACUGUACUCGCAGACAUAUCACACUGUGCAAAGCUCACAGAGACAGCAGUCGGUGCACCUGCGCACACUCCACAGACAUGGUCCCUCUUCUAAUUCUUCUUCUUAUGAUGCCCUGUGAUGCACAGCACCAGGAGAAGCAUCAGGGCCGCUGCGAUGAGGUGCGUGUCCUGCGAUUCUCCACCCCCUGCACCUCCUGCGCUGUCACGCCCACAGCUUUGUGCCCUGUCGGCUCUCGCAAAAUCACGAAGGACAUGGGGACAGCUAACUGCACGUACACAGUGAACAUCGGUGGGCAUUCCAGGCAGCUACCUGGCUGCAGGCACACCUGUGAGAGGAAGGUGACGGAGCACAGAUGCUGUCCUGAGGCCUGGGGCCCUCUGUGUUUGCCAUGCCCCAGCUGGUCUGGUCGCGUCUGCAACUGGCACGGGACCUGCAUGGAUGGGGCCAACAGGAAUGGGACGUGUGUCUGUGAGGAGGGUUUUACAGGGUUUGCUUGCCAGGAAUGUAAGAACAAGAACACUUACGGGGAUCACUGCACCUCAGUGUGUAACUGUGUUCAUGGAGAGUGUAACCAUGGGCCCAGUGGUAAUGGAGAGUGUUACUGUCAGCCACCCUACCAUGGACCCAGGUGUGAUCAAGAGAGCCAGUCCUGUAAGAACUGCAGCCUUCACUCCUACUGCAAGCAGACCGGGGGAACUGCAACCUGCGAGUGCCUGCCAGGGUUUAAGAAGACUGGCCUCACCUGCACAGGGGCGAUGUGCUCGCUGGACGUGUGCGAUCAGAAUGCUGAGUGCACCGAGCUGGGCCCCAGACGCUACCAGUGCAGGUGUAACGCAGGCUAUGAGGGGAACGGCCGAGUGUGUUCCCCGCUGAACCCCUGCACCACUGAUAACGGGGGCUGUCCCACCGACUCAACCGUCUGCAUGUACACCAGCCCCGGGAGGUCUCGCUGUGUGUGUAAGAGUGGGUACGAGGGCUCCACCCCUGAGACAGGGUGCAGGCUGAAGUCAGCUUGCAGAGAGAGCACAUGCCACAAGACAGCCCGGUGCCAAACGGGUCAGAAUGGACUGCCUGCAUGCACCUGCGAUGCCGAGCAAAUUGGUGAUGGCAGACGUUGCUAUGGUAACAUCUUGGAGAGGGUCUUGGAACUGGACCGAGAGGGACCGCUGAGAGGAAACCUGACCGGGGCCAUCCAACUUUUCGAGAAAGGAUGCCAGUUGACCCUGAGCAAGCAUGGCCCUUUCACUGCCCUCGUACCACCACUCAGACAGCCACUGACUAGUGUUUCAGAGAGGUUAUUGUGCAGACAUCACCUGAUCCCUGGUCAGAAAAUACUGAAUCAGCUGCAAGGCAAUGACUUUUGGACACUUGGUGGAGAACAGGUUCGAUUCCGUGAUGACAAGACAUUCCUCUUUGUGAAAUCACCGUACACAUUUUACUCAGUUGUGCAAAGUGAUAUUCCUGCAGCCAAUGGAAUCAUUCACAUUAUCAACGGGCCCAUUACAAACAUAGACCCCGGCACUUCAAACAAUAAGGUUGAAAAUAAGACGAUAGGUGAGAUUCUCGCAAGUAAUCCGAAGUACAGCUCAUUUCAGUCUCUGGUGGACAACUGUGGGAUUCCGCUGCCUCUGAAUGGUGCUGGCCCGCUCACUGUGUUUGUCCCAACGAACGAGGCUUUGGACAGGCUGAGCGACGGCACACUCACGUACCUGCUGACAGAGGGCAAGCACAAACUCCAGGAGCUUCUGAAAUACCACGUGUUCCCAGGAGCCAUGGUCACAGUGGAGGAGCUGAUGAUGAAGGCUGAGGUUCAGACGAUGGCCAGGGUUCAUAUCUCCGUUUCCUGCUCUGAGGAUGGGAGGAUCCUGGUCGAUGGGGUGCCGUUACACGCCACGGACGUGUUUGCGGCCAAUGGCAUCAUCCACCUGAUUGACGGCGUUUUGGCGCCAAACACCAUCACGCCACUCCUGCCGCACAGGUGUGACGUGGCGGGGAGCAGGAUCGCUGUGGGGGAGUGUGUGAGCUGCAGUGAACUGCAGAAGACCCAGUGCCCACCCGGGAGCACUGAGCUGGAGGGUCAUCUCAAAGGCUGUAUGUACCAGCAUCUUCCUGACGUCCCUGUGUACAGCAUGAAGGGUUGUGCCAAAUACUGCAACAUCACCGUAAUGAGAAUAGAGUGCUGUAAGGGUUUCUAUGGCGAAGACUGCAAGCCUUGCGUGGGUGGCUUCCAGCAUCCCUGCCAUGAUAAAGGCCAGUGCAGGGACGGUAUCCAUGGAGAUGGAUCCUGCAUCUGUAUGCCUGGGUUCACGGGCGUGGACUGCCAAACCUGUGAGAAGGAGAGCAAGUGCGGGGAGAACUGCGAUGAAGACUGUCUGUGCGUCCACGGCGUGUGUGACAACCGGCGCGACGGCAAGGGUCUGUGCAAGAAGGGGUCCUGCCAGAAAGGAUACUGGGGCGACCUGUGUGACCUGACGGAGACGCUGUGCUCCUUCGACCGCUACACCCUGUGCCACUACCAGGCCAGCUGUGUCUACGACCCGGAGAGGGGCAGCAUGCAGUGCGUGUGCCAUCAGGGCUACGAAGGGGACGGGGUUACCUGCGUACCUGCGAACCCCUGCCUCAGACCCGACCGUGGCGGCUGCGACAGGAACGCGCAGUGUGCAUAUGAUGCAGACCAGGGCAACACCUCCUGUGUGUGUGGAGAGGGCUGGACAGGGGACGGGAUGGUCUGCACCCCAAUCAACAACUGCCUGCUGGCCUCCCACGGAGACUGCCACAUGCAUGCCGACUGCAGGUACCUGGGACCCGGGCAGAGUGACUGCGAAUGCAGGUCUGGAUUCAGGGGAGAUGGGACACACUGUGAGCCAGUCAACCCCUGUCACUAUGGCAACGGUGGCUGUCACAUCCUGGCCACCUGCACGUUCUCAGGAAACGAGACGCACACCUGUGAGUGUGCGGAUGGGUAUUCUGGGAACGGAACCAUAUGCUACGGAAGCAUACUUAUGGAACUGGAUGGCAAAUCAGAAUUCUAUAGAUUUGAACAUAUGCUCCAGAGGACGACUCCAAUUAUUGCUGGUCUUGAUGGCAAGAUCACAGCACUGGUGCCUACUUAUAAGGCUUUUCGCAAUCUCAGCAGAGAGGAGAGAGACUUCUGGAUGGAAACCUACAGGCUUCCUUACUUACUCAAGGCACACUUUCUGGAUGGGGUUUUUUCCAGUGAGGACCUGAUACAGCGAGCCAAUCAGAAGGUGGCAACUCUCAACCCAAAAAUUAGCUGGGAAGUGAAGAACAUAAGUGGUGAGAUCAUGGUUGGGAGGGCCACCAUCAUGGCUGCAGACCACCCAGCCACAAACGGCUACAUCCACACCAUCGAUAAGAUUCUGCUGCCUCCUGUCUCCAGCCUCCCCCCUCCACCCCCCACCCUGAUGGGGUUCCUCAACCACACCCCUGCUUUCAGCCUCUUUCGGCGGGCCUUUCUGCUGCACAAUGUAACAGCGUCAAUGGCAGAUAUGAAAAAGUUCACCUUACUGCUACCGUCAGAUAAAGCCGUCAAGGAGCAUUUCAGCAGGACAAACUCAACAGAGCUGGAUGAAGAUUUGGUUAAAUACCAUGUUGUUGUUGAUGAGCGUCUGUUUCCUGAUGACCUGAUGAAUGGAAUGACCAAAAAAACGUUGCUUGGCUCCUCCUACUAUGUCAUGUUUCAUGCGGGCAGUAAAAAUGAGAGCAUGGUCAACGAGGUCGUCCUCAGUGGAAACUUCACUGAGAUCAUGUAUGGGAUUGUGAUGGUCAUUCCCCAAGUUUUAGAAAUCCACAAAAACUUCUGUUUCAAGGAGGUGUUCACCAAAAUGGGGGGAUGGUGUGGUCCCUGUGAUGAAGCGCCCAAGUGCUUCUACAGUGGCAAAACGGCUGCGACUGAAUUCCCCCCUGGCAUGAAAUCCAACUGCAGGUACAGGAAGAGGGUGGGGACAAGGAGGCGGUCAGCGCCUGGCUGUGUCAUGGACUGUUUGAGACCUCAUCAGGAAGUGAACUGCUGCCCGGGCUACUUCGGUCAUGCCUGCCAUAAAUGCCCCGGGAGCGUGGACAGCUGGUGCUCCAGCCACGGUCAGUGCCAGGACGGCAUCUUCGGCAGCGGCGAGUGCGUGUGCCAUGAGGGAUUCAACGGAACAGCCUGCGAAGACUGUGCCCCAGGGCGAUACGGCCCCCAGUGCAAGUCAGAGUGUAACUGUAAUCACGGGCGAUGUGUGGAUGGCGUAAACGGAGAUGGAAGGUGUCUGUGUUAUAAGGGCUGGAAAGGCCCCACCUGCUCGGUCGAGAUCGUUGCGGACGAGUGUGGGGGCAUCUGUGACCAGAACGCCAACUGUGUGACAGGUGUCGCCGGCAAACCGGCCACCUGUUUCUGUGUUGCUGGUUACCAAGGGAAUGGAAAAGUCUGCAAAGAGAUUGAACUGUGUGGCUCUGCCAACGGCGGCUGUUCACCGCACGCAAACUGCACCAGAGUAUCACCGGGAGUGAGGAGGUGCACCUGCCGCGCUGGUUACAGCGGGGACGGGGUCGUGUGCGAGGAAUUAAAUGCCUGUUCAUCCUUGCAAAACAUCUGUCAUGAAAAAGCAGAGUGUCUUCAGACAGGCCCCGGUCAGAUCGUCUGCAGGUGUAUGGAGGGCUAUUCUGGAACUGGGCUAUUCUGUCAUCCAGUGAAUCCUUGCAGGAAGAAUAAUGGAGGCUGCAGCGUACAUGCAUGGUGCGAGUUCAGAGGCCCAGGGCAGUACAACUGCACCUGCAGGAGAGGCUACACCGGGGACGGCAUUACCUGCAAGGGCAAUAUAAUGAUAGAAAUUAUGCGCAACCCAAACGCCUACUGGUUCUACAAUAACUUGAGGAAAUCUAAAAUCAACGAUCUACACGAAAAGGGUCCUUUUACAGCAUUCAUUCCCCAUACAGAUUAUAUCAACAAUUUUACGAUGGAGCCCUGGACAGCCGCGGGUCGCAGUGGAGACCUGCUGAGGUAUCACCUGGUGAGCUGUGAGCAGAUGCUGCUGUCUGACCUGCAGUCCAUCGGCCAGGUGUUCUCCCUUUCCGGACACAGUCUGCGCUUCAGCAAGCGAGAGGGUGUUACGUACAUCAACGACGAGGCCAAGAUCAUCACCAGUGAUGAAACUGUCUACAACGGGGUCAUUCACUUCAUAGACAGAGUCCUUGUCCCCUAUGACCUGCAGAAGUACAAAGUGAAUGCCUCCAAGUGGAAUGUUAGCGCUGCAGCGGAGGCUUAUGGGUACAGCACAUUCAGCAAACUGAUCCAGGAGCCCAGCCUGCAGAGUCUGGUCCAGAAUGUGCUGCACCACCCCCUCACCAUGCUGUGGCCCACGGACGAGGUGUUCCGCUCGCUGCCUGAGGAGAGGCGGGCAUGGCUGUUCAAUCCCGAGCAGGCGGAAACGCUGGCCAGCUACGUGAAGGCCCACAUUAUCCGCAACGGCAAACUUGUUGCUGCCAAUCUACCCUCUGUGGAAAAUGUCAGAACAAUGUUCGGGUCAUCUCUCACUUUCGGCUGUGAUAAAAAAAUAGUUGGUGAUAUAGUAGUUGAUGGAGGGAAUGCUAAAAUCAUUGAGCGCCACCUGCAGUUUGACGUGGGGAUUGCGUAUGGGAUUGACCAGCUUCUGGAGCCACCUGGCCUGGGGGCUCACUGCAACGUCUUCAGGGAGAUGAAGAUACCGGGAAGGUGUGAGAGCUGCCUGUCGACCCCCCACUGUCCGUUUGGGCUGACCUUCACGGGGGAAAUCAGCUCCUGUAUGUUCAGCAGGCCGUGGCGGCCCUGGAGGAACUAUGGCUACUUCUCGUCCUCGCGUCCGUGGCAAAUAUUAGACUCCGAGGACAUCCCAGGCUGCAGACGGGAGUGCGGGAAGGUGCAGCUGAUCCAAAAGUGCUGUAAAAAUCAUUACGGGAAAGACUGUCAAGCGUGCCCUGGAGGGCUUGAGGCCCCCUGCAGUAACCAUGGUGACUGUGAUGACGGACAGCAGGGCACAGGGAGAUGCACCUGCCGACCCGGCUUCACGGGCACAGCAUGUGAGCUGUGCAAGAGAAGCCACUACGGACCCAACUGCACAGUGUGUGUCUGCUCUCAGAAUGGGAGGUGUGAGGAUGGCCUGGAUGGGGAUGGAAGCUGCUUCUGCCAGGAGGGCUGGACUGGGGCCCGCUGCGAACUCAAACUGGGAGAAAAGCCGGUCUGCACGCCGGAGUGCCACCCUGCUGCCGUGUGUCAGCCGGGCAACCUGUGCCAGUGUGAGCCGCUGUACGUGGGUGACGGCAGGAACUGCACCGCUCUUGAUCUCUGCAGUGACUACAACGGCGGCUGCCAUCAGCAGGCGGAGUGUGUGCAGACAGGUGUGAACAUCACCUGCACCUGUGUGCCCAGCUACACGGGGGACGGCGUGACCUGCUCGCCCAUCGACAGGUGUGUGCAGGAGGCCAACGGCGGCUGCAGUGAUUUCGCCAACUGCAUCUUCACGGGCCCGAACGAGAGACGGUGUGAGUGCCUCCCGGGGUAUGUGGGAAACGGAGUUCAGUGUCUGGAAAAGGUGGUCCCGCCCGUGGAUCGCUGUCUGCUGGAUAACGGCGGUUGUGACCCCAAGGCCAACUGCAAGGACCUGCACUUCCACGAGAACACUGCUGGAGUGUUCCACCUGAGUUCACCUGAUGGAAGGUACAAACUAACCUACAAAAAAGCCCAGGAAGCCUGUGAGGCUGAGGGCGCCACCCUGGCUACUUUCUCACAAAUGUCUGAUGCCCAACAGCUGGGGAUGCACUUGUGCACAGCAGGCUGGUUGGAUAAAGAGCAGGUGGGUUAUCCUAUCCGCUAUCCCUCACCCAACUGCGGAAACAACCAUGUUGGUGUGGUGCUCUACAAGGAGCCCGUGGACACCAGCAGCAUGUACGACGCCUACUGCUACAGAGUGAAAGAUGUGUCCUGUGAGUGUGGAUCUGGCUAUGUUGGUGAUGGGGAUUUCUGCAAUGGACACUUAGCCAGCAUUGUGGCCACCAACACUAAUUUCUCUCUCUUCUACUCUUCGCUACUGAAGUACACCAGCACUUCCAAGGAAGGGGAGGCCCUGAUGACCUUCCUGUCCACCCCCUCCACAUCAGUCACCCUCUUCGUCCCACAGAAUUCUGGGUUUAACGCAAGCAAGCCCUUAACAUGGAGAGACAUGGAGUACCACUUAACCAUCAACAACACCGUUCACCUGUACGGGAAUCUGGCACACGGUACCAACCUGCAGUCCCGGCUGGGCUUCAGCCUCUCAGUCACCGUCUCUGCAGCCAAUGCUGGGCCCAGCAAUGCGUCCCACGCGACCAAACUGGUGAAUAAGGUGCGGAUCGUGGACUGGGACAUCCCUGCAACCAAUGGGAUAAUCCAUGUAAUCGAGGGGCCUCUGCAGGCUCCGCCCCCCAAUACGCAAAAGGUCAGACCGAGCCAAUCCAUACUCCACUCACAGUCCAGCGGCACCACCGCUGUGCUCACAGUGUGUCUGCUCAUCGCAGCAGGCAUUGGGCUGGUCUACUACUUCCUCAGGAACAGGAAAGACCCCUUCCGGUUUCACUACUUCAAAUCUGAGGAAGAGGAGGAAGAGGCAUGCCGCUCUCAGGAGGAAGGCUCUCCCCCCCUGGUGUCCAUCCCUAACCCCGUGUACAACAGCAGCCCCAGUGCUGCCGACACCUUCCAGGAUGCCCCUGCAGUUGAGAUGUCCGACAGCCAUCCUGUUCACGACUAGUUUAACGCUGAACCAUAAAGAAUAUUGUAAAGACACUGUAACUUUGCAUUAGUGAUAUUAUAAUCACAGCUCUACUGCAAUGGACCUGGACCUGUGUGAUUGGUCAUAUCCUCUUUGGCUCUUUGAAGCCAACCAAUGGGCUCUCCACUCAGCAGUGACCUCCACAGUGAUGCAUUUCCUCUCUGAAAAAAUGGAGCUUCACAUCUUGUUUUACCACUAUCUUUGACUUAUCCGAAAGCCUACAUACAUCCUCAAGCCACAUGGCCAUUAAAAAUGUUGAAUAAUAAAGUUGUUGUCAAGAUGUUUAUAAUUAACCUUCAAGAUACGGACAGUAAUGUCAUAAAUAGAAAUUAAGGCCAACAAAGGACAGUUCUGCCUCAAUUCACACAAAGUGCUUUCAUACAGCAAUUACACACAAAAACAUUUACCCUGUCCUCAAACAUUGUUCAGGAUCAGAUUCCCACAAUUCACAGGCAUACCAAACAACAAAGUUUGGAAACCUGUUCAGAGCACAACCAAUCAAGCAAUCACAAUGCAGUUAAGAGGUUUGAUUAAACAGUGCCCCCAUUUCGGUGGGACACACUCAAAUCAGACUGAUGUUUUGCCUGACCUUUCAAGGACAAUGAGACAUGCCAUUAGUUCCCAUGAUCUUCCAGAGUUUGAGCAAAUAAAAGGAAAUGAAGAAACUCAGCUUCCAGUGCCCGUCUGUGGAUUCAGCCAUGGGACUUAAAGUUAACGUUUGCU
Molecule: messenger RNA, 8627 nt
Organism: Megalops cyprinoides (Indo-Pacific tarpon)
Lineage: Eukaryota; Metazoa; Chordata; Actinopteri; Elopiformes; Megalopidae
Product: stabilin-1-like
Exons: 69
Coding region: 201-7883 (2560 amino acids)
Biological process (GO): cell adhesion
Molecular function (GO): calcium ion binding; hyaluronic acid binding
Source: RefSeq, a predicted model, not a curated record